Molecule: messenger RNA, 945 nt
Organism: Merops nubicus (carmine bee-eater)
Lineage: Eukaryota; Metazoa; Chordata; Aves; Coraciiformes; Meropidae
Gene: FRMD5
Product: FERM domain containing 5
Exons: 11
Cellular component (GO): cytoskeleton
Source: RefSeq, a predicted model, not a curated record
UUGCAGAGAGAUGCCAAGGGCCAGUACUUGUUUGACCUUCUCUGCCACCACCUGAACCUGCUGGAGAAGGACUACUUUGGCAUUCGCUUCGUGGACCCUGACAAGCAAAGGCACUGGCUGGAGUUCACCAAGUCGGUCGUGAAGCAGAUGAGGGCCCAGCCUCCCUUCACCAUGUGCUUCCGAGUGAAGUUCUAUCCCACGGACCCCGCUGCUCUGAAGGAGGAGAUCACCAGGUAUUUAGUCUUCCUGCAGAUCAAAAGGGAUCUCUACCAUGGCCGGCUCCUCUGCAAGACGUCGGAUGCUGCUUUGUUGGCCGCCUAUAUCCUUCAGGCUGAGAUCGGGGACUAUGACCCGGGCAAGCACCCUGAAGGUUACAGCUCCAAGUUCCAGUUCUUCCCCAAGCACUCGGAGAAGCUGGAGAGGAAGAUUGCAGAGAUCCACAAGUCGGAGCUGAGUGGGCAGACACCAGCUACUUCAGAGCUGAAUUUCCUCAGGAAAGCCCAGACUCUGGAGACCUAUGGGGUUGACCCACACCCUUGCAAGGACGUGUCGGGGAACGCGGCGUUUCUGGCCUUCACUCCCUUCGGGUUUGUGGUUCUGCAGGGAAACAAGAGAGUUCACUUCAUCAAAUGGAACGAGGUGACCAAAAUGAAAUUUGAAGGGAAGACUUUCUACCUAUACGUGAGUCAGAAAGAGGAAAAGAAAAUUGUUCUCACGUACUUUGCCCCGACGCCAGAAGCCUGCAAACACCUCUGGAAGUGUGGGAUUGAGAACCAGGCCUUCUACAAGCUGGAGAAGUCGAGCCAGGUCCGGACGGUGUCCAGCAGCAACUUGUUCUUCAAGGGCAGCCGGUUCCGAUACAGCGGCCGCGUGGCAAAGGAGGUGAUGGAGUCCAGCGCCAAGAUCAAGAGGGACCCCCCCGAGAUUCACCGGUAAGAGGGUGUG